UUGUGAACAUUCUUAAUGGGGGAGAGAUAAGAGAAAGGUGAUGGGCACUGCCCCAGGCUCAGAUGGGCCCAGCAUAGAGUCUCAUCUAUUCUCACUCCAUCCAUAACUAGCUUGGCUCCAGUUAGUGACAAAUUGGCCGGGGAAGCUAAGGGAGCAAGGAAACAGAGUGCAUUCAGAAAAGGGUCAACUUUGGUCUCAUUUGAUUUAAACCUUCCUACAACAUCAGGAAAAGGGUAUAAACAUUGAAGUGAUGAAACAGACUGAGCAGCCAAAGCUGGGUGGAGCCCUCGUCACCAGGGAGGGCAGAGGAACACCACCAAAAGGGGGAAGAAAUUAGAAACAUGGACAGGAAAUCACAGCCUGGGCCCUGCUUCAGCAAAUCAGAAUAACAGGCCCAGAGGGAUAGGAGGAAAGAGCCUUUGUGGACCCAAAGAAAGUUCCUGACUCAAGAGAGUCUGAAGCUGGAUCUAUGUGAGAGUGGGGGGAAUGAUCAUUCAUCUGGGAGACCCCAGCACAUUUACAGCCGCCUCCACCAGGGCAUUAGCCCCUAAAAGAAGUUCAGAGGAGGACUGAGAAGACUAACUAUGGACCACUGGACUAACUCUGAUCCUGCUACAUCAGAAGUGAGGUCCACUGGAGGCGACGGAGAAGCCUUAUGUGUAGCAGAAGAGGAACCUGUUGGAGAAGACGAGGAAAUGGCAGCAUUCCCAUGCACCCAGAAUGGCCCAGCAGGGCCCAGCUGUAGCCGCUGUCAGAAGAACCUGUCCUUGCACACAUCCGUGAGAAUUCUGUACCUCUUCUUGGCCCUCCUGCUAGUGGCUGUGGCAGUUCUGGCUUCACUGGUGUUUAAGAAGGUUGACUCUCUCUCAGAAGACAUCACCAUCACGCAGUCAAACUAUGAGAAGAAGAUAGUUUCUGUGCAGGAAAAUCUCCAGGAAUUAGAUCAGAAAGCCCUGGGCAAUUGCUCCUUCUGCCAUGAUACAGGGCAGUUGGGACAAGAGAUCCACAAACUUCAGCAAGAGCUGGAGGAAAUACAAAAGAUGCUUCUAGUUCAGGAGAUUCAGCUGGAUCAGACAUCCCAGACCCAUCAGCAGCUCUUCUCGACUAGCAACCAAAUCACGGCUGUAGUAGACAGCUGUUCCUUCUCCAUCCACCAGGUCAACCAGACUCUGGGUCAGUUCCUGGCCCAAGUGAGGGGCUGGCAGGCUGCCAUGGCUGGCCUGGACUUUUCACUAAAGGGCCUGACCCAGGACUGCUAUGAUGUUAAGGCAGCUGUGCAGCAGAUCAACUUCACAGUAGGGCAGACCUCAGACUGGGUGCACAUGAUCCAGAGGAAGACAGAAGAAGAGACCCUGACCUUGCAGAAGAUGGUCAGUGAGUGGCAGAACUACACCCGACUCUUUGGGGGCCUGCGAGCUACCUCGGCCAAGACUGGGGAACUGGUCAAGAGCAUACAGAGCAGCCUCAGCACCGCCUCCCAGCGCAUCAACCAAAACUCCGAGGGCAUCCACGACCUGGUGCUGCAGGUGAUGGGGCUGCAGCUGCAGCUGGACAAUGUCUCCUCCUUCCUGGAUGACCACGAAGAGAACAUGCAUGACCUGCAGUACCACACACGCUAUGCCCAGAACCGAACCGUGGAGCGUUUUGAGACCCUGGAAGGGCGCAUGACUUCGCACGAGAUCGAGAUAAACACCAUCUUCACCAACAUCAAUGCCACAGACAACCAUGUCCACAGCAUGCUCAAGUACCUGGAUGACGUCCGGCUCUCCUGCACACUGGGCUUCCACACCCACGCCGAGGAACUCUACUACCUCAACAAGUCUGUCUCUGUCAUGCUGAGCACCACGGACCUGCUGAGGGAGCGCUUCAGCCUGCUCCGUGCCCGACUGGACUUUGACAUCCAGAACCUCUCAAUGGUCAUGGAGGAAAUGAAGGCUGUGGAUGUCCAGCAUGGAGCAAUCCUCCAGAAUGUCACUGUCCUAAGAGGCAUCCCUGGACCUCCAGGACCAAGAGGACUGAAGGGAGACAUGGGCGUGAAGGGACCCUAUGGGAGCAGGGGUCCCAAAGGAGACAAUGGCACUAUGGGGCCCCCUGGUCCCCAAGGUCCUCAGGGUCAGCCUGGUAAAGAAGGACCAGCAGGUGAAAGGGGACCCAGUGGCCUCAAAGGUUUCCCAGGCCUUAAAGGAUCUAAAGGCAGUUUUGGAUCAGCAGGACUAAGAGGACAACCAGGUCCCAAGGGUGAUAUGGGACCCCAAGGGCCAGAGGGACCCCCAGGUUCUCCAGGACCACCAGGACCUCAGGGCAAGCCAGGAAUCGCUGGGAAACCAGGAUCACCAGGCCAGGUUGGGCCCAUGGGUCCAAAAGGCGAGCCUGGGAUACAAGGUCCCCCUGGUCUUCCUGGGCCUCCAGGGCUACCAAGAAACCAGAGCCCUUAUUGAACAGAGUCCACUUCCUAGAAAUAUUGCCACACAAAAGUUCUGGGGAAAGGGACUGCCCAAAAUAGCCCAGGGACCCAUCAAGGAAGAAGCAUCUCCCCAAAGACAACUAUGCUUCCUUCAUCUCCACUGGGAUUCCUUCUGGAUCUGACCCUGUCCAUUUCCAGCUUUCAAAGGACUUCCUGCUUGCUGCUUUGACUAGUCCCAGUGGGGAAUGUUAGAACCCUAUCCAUCCUUACCCUCAAAGGCUAUUGUCAGAUAAAGAAGUUCCUAAAAACUAAAUUAGUGGAACUAAGCUUUUUAGUUCUUAGGGGGAAGAUGGGGAUGGGGAUGAUAUUGGUGAUGGGAGUGGUGAUGGUGCUCAUGAUCAUGAUGAUGAUUGUGGCAGAUUGAUGAUAAAGAAGCGGUAACUCCCUUUUUACUAUCUUCUUUCCCCUAAAGCCUUUCUCUACUGAACAGGGAUCUAACUGGACUAGUCUUGGGAGGAUGAAAGUGCAGGUCAUAAGGAAGGGCAGAUGGGUCUGGGAGUGUCCAGAUGGGAUUUGAGCAAAUUAGUCAGUGCAUAAAACUGGGAGUGAUUGCCCAGAAGAGGGUAUUGGACCAGUAUCAUCACUGAUGGGGCAAAUAUUCUCUCUUAUUCCCCCAUCAUAUCUAAUAUGACUAGGGCCAACCAAAUACUGGAUGUAUCAAGCAAUGACUACCUACCUAUGGAAACCACAAGCCUAUUUAGCCAUCAAAAAAGUUUCUUGGUUUGGACUGCACCAUUUUGGGGAUGACUCAGAAACCUUUUGAGGGAUAACUUCAGGGAGAAAUGUUCUUCUUGAUUGGAAUAGAAAUAAAUGACCAAAAAAAAAAAAAAAAGAAAAGAAAAAAGAAAUGACCAAGCUAUCCUCAUGGCCCUGUCUCUGGUUUCAACUAAAAGCAAGAUGCCUUUUUAAAAGGCCUCUUACCUCCCUGCCUUUUUUUUUUUGAGCAUAUGGCAGCCCAGUGAGAACUAAGGCAGAAGGGCAUCUUCACUUUAGAGAGAAAAUGCAGCAAAACCUAAAGUGUUAUUUUUGGUCUGGAACUGUAAUUUUAUUGGUGCAGAAGAUUUCUUGUGAUGUUACUCCCUUCACUAACAUAGAUCAGCACCUGCUCUGCACCUUCUAGUCUUAGAAAAACUGCUUAAAGUAGAUUGGUGAAAAUGGAUGGAGAAGGCCACCAAUGUUGGGAGGAGAAAGAGACAACAAACUGAAGAAGAAGAUCCUGGUUAAGUAUUUUCAUAUUUGGAUACUUUGGGAAAACAGCUCUUCAUUCAGAGAGUUCUCCCCCAAAACACACACACACACACACACACACACACACACACACACCCCUAACCCUGAGGCUGGCCCUCUCUGUUCCUUUAACAAAAACUCAUUGUUGUCACAAGGAGAUGUCCUAGGCAGCAGCACUCCUGCUAAUCAAAGCACUGCUCCCACUUCUUUAGGUUCAUCUAUCCCUAGCCCACACUGAACAGCUGCUCAUGCUAUAAACAGAUUUACAUUGGUCCCACGAGUAGUGCCUUUGUCCUCCCU
Molecule: messenger RNA, 3991 nt
Organism: Sarcophilus harrisii (Tasmanian devil)
Lineage: Eukaryota; Metazoa; Chordata; Mammalia; Dasyuromorphia; Dasyuridae
Gene: SCARA3
Product: scavenger receptor class A member 3
Exons: 6
Coding region: 585-2438 (617 amino acids)
Source: RefSeq, a predicted model, not a curated record